GACCUCAAUCGUGCGCUAUAAGUGGAUAUUGACGGGGCGGAAAUAUUAAAAUAGGAAGUUUCAGAGACAUAUACUUCCUUUUGAUACGCAAAAAUAUAUUCAUUUCCUUCAACGUUGGAUUUUUUGGCACCCCCCUCUUCGGUGAUUGCGUAGAUUCAACUGUGUGUGCGCAUAGUGAAUUUUCUUUUCUCACAUCGUGGAUUAUGGUGAGGAAUAGAAGAAGAAAAGCAUGAUUUGCGGUCGUGGAAUCCAGUGCUGAAAAAGAGAAAAGUUGUCAUGCGACGUCUUACUUCACCUCAAAGGAUCUUCUUAAUGCUUCUACCAACACUUUAAUUCUCUGCAAAUCCAUCCUUCACAACCCAGGAACAACAAUCCAUGAUGAUGUUUGACGAUGCCGACGAGUGCUGAGACUGACUCGGCCACUGAGAAGAAUUGGCGGUGAUGGGAAGACGAGUGGACGGCAAUGUUCGUCCCUCGACGACGAGUUCUCACAGGAGAUUGGCAUCGAUUGCCAUUGUGCCACUGCUAAUUUACUUCUGGACACCGGUUGCAACAUUAGAACAAAAGGAUAAGCAAGAGAAGGCACCACCAUGCGAACCGCGUACACUGGACGAGAGUCCUCCUGACCCAUGGUACGAUGCAACGGACAUCACAUUAGACACCGCACGUUCUCUUGCUGAAUAUUUAGCGCGCAAACCGACACCAGUCGAGAUUCGGCAGAAGGCCAAUGCUCUGGCAAGGAGCGCACUCAUGGAGGAUGAGAAUUUCCUGGCAGUUGCAAUUGCGGCACCUUCCGUCCAGUUUGGCGUUGUACAAUUCCGCGACCAAGUGGAUCAUCCCCCUCAUGUUCAACUCAAUCACAGCUUCCUAACAACAUACUGGCGUGAACUCGGUGUGGCGUGGAAUCACACAAGUGGCUCCCAAUACUGGGGUGUGCCUUUCAGGGAUUGUGGUCCACUCAUGGGUCGAUGGCUGUGGCCAUUCAGUGUUACCAUUCAUGAGCAUGGCUUCAAAGUGGUUGCAUCCUCAUUCAUUGCCGCAGAUUUGGAUCAAUGCAACGAUGCCCUGGAGGCAAUUUUUGGUCAAAAGCAUGGAUGCGAUCGUGAAACAACCUUCUGCCUUCUAGGGGAAGUUGACGUCAAUGCUCCCCGAAAGGGGCAGUACACGUGCGUCUGUAGACAGGGUUUUUUCAUACCAAAUCAGACGCUUCAGGGCUUUGAAGGGGAGAAAGUAGAAGCUGGCAAAGGGAACUUUAGUUGCAUCCCUUGCCCUGGUGGAUGCACCGAAUGCAGCAAUACGGGUGAAUGCCUCCUCGGUGAUGAAUUGGAGGUUCUCUCCACCGAAACGCUCUUCAAGUCGUCAAUUGGGGCAAUUUUAGGUGCAUGUAUGCUGUGCUGCCUCGUUCUGGCUGUCAUUGUCUUCCGUCAAAGGAAGUGCAAGACCAUCGCUACGGGAAUGUGGACUGUACUGGAGACAAUCCUUUUGGGAAUUCUCCUUCUCUAUGAGGCUGUUUCACUGCAUUUUCUCCCUGCCUCAACGCUUCGAUGCCUACUGGAACCAUGGUGUCGCGAAUUGGGCUUUGUCAUCUGCUACGGAGCCAUCAUCCUCAAGCUCUAUCGUCACCUUAUUGAAUUCCGAACACGCAAAGCUCACAGGUGGGUAGUGCGAGAUUUGGACCUUCUCAAAUAUCUCUGUGCCAUGAUUGUGGCCGUACUAUGCUACCUGUCGGCUUUUACGGCCUCUGCCAUGGAUUUUCUUGAACACGGCGGUCUGUUGGGGCUCGAAGAAGAUGACACAAACACCUGCCGACCACUUAAAUGGGACUACGUCACCCAAGCCGGUGAAAUGUUCAUCUUAGCAUUUGGUCUCCACCUUGGCUAUGCCAGCCGAAAUGCCAACACACAAUUUCGGGAAAGACAAUUUCUCGUGGCUUCUAUCCUAAUUGAAUUUGUAGUGUCAUCGUUAUUUUAUAUCCUAAGAGCACUUUAUUUGCCAGAACUCAGUCCAGGUGCAAUCUUUCUGGCACUCUUCUUGCGAUCUCAGCUCACAAAUACCGUCACUGUAGGAUUAAUUUUUCUACCAAAGUUGUGGUAUCAACACAAGCAGGUUCGUUCCCUAACGCAAGAACUAUCAUGCCGCUUACCUGUGGAUGCUUUUAAGGGAUCCCACGAUGUCUCCCACCAUGGGGGCGGUAGUGCCGUCGGUGGUGGUGGAGCAUGCAUCCUCGGUGAUCCGGAUAUUGGGGAUUUGAGCCUCUCCGAGAUGAACCCGGAAGAUAUAAGAGCAGAACUGAAAAGACUGUAUACACAAUUAGAAAUUCUGAAAAAUAAGACACUGCGACAGGAUAAUCCGCAUAUUAGCAAAAGACGUGGUGGCAGAAAGGUGGCUCACCGGAGAUUUUCACUUCAGAAAAAAGGAAGUAAGGAUAAGGCUUUAAGUGCAAAGCAUCGGAGCAACAGACACAAUGCCCACGAUAUGGAGGUCACCGAGGCUGAACCCUCUCGUACACCUGAGGAUUCCGUAUGCAGUGCUGAAGGUCCUACGGACACUGGCGGGGAAUUGUCUGCGGUGUCUGCGUCCAAAUGAAUCCCCCACACGAUGUUCACACACACCCACCAUAAAAAAGUUAUUCAAUAAGGAAUAAAAUAAGAGCAAAGAGAGUAUCUUAAUAUUUUUAAGGAUAUAGAAUUGUGCGAAAGGACAGAAGCAUUUCCCUUUGCUAUACAACAUUUUUUUGUGUACAGUGGACAAGCAUAUAGAAAGUGUGAAAAGAAAAAAAAUAUUAUUAAAAAAAAGGAGAAUUAUUGUUAUCGCAUAAUUGUUAUGAAAGACGCAAAAACAAAUGAAAAAAAAUUUCUCAAAGUUUAUUUAGUAGUCUAUUCUGCAAGGAAGUUUCAAUGAGGAAACUGUUGGAGACUUAUACACACAAUAUGUCCUACAUUAGAGAAAAAAAAUCAAAUAACAUAAAAAGCGAGUCGCCAAAUGGGAAAGAGCUUCCCAUACAGGAAAUUUAAUGAGUUUUAUCGCUGUGACUUGUUUCCGUGUAAAUAUUAUGCGCUAAUAUGAAAAAAGAGAUGUGAAUAGUUAAAAAAAUGUAUUUUAAUUAAUUAAAAUCACUGAUAAGAAAGUUGAAUGCAAAUAAAAUUUAAUUUGCAUUAAAAGGAUUGAAAUUUGUGUAAAUAAAUGUACCAAGUUAGUUAAAUCGAUCUCAUUAUAUUGCAAUUUUUGAAUUGAGAGCUGAUGGUAAAAGAAAUGGUAAAACUUUAAUUGCUGCAUAUAGCGUAAAAUGAAUAAAAAACAAUUACAGCGAAAAUAAAUUUCCAUAUAAAUUGUUUAAGCAUCAGUCGGUCAGAGUUGGAAAAUACAUACAACCAUUAAUCACAAAAAUCAAGAUUUUUUAAAAGAUUACCUAUUUAUCAAUAAAAAAAAGAAAUAAAUAUUUUGAUAAAAAGUAGUUAUAUAUUUUUGAAGAUAUGUUAUAUUUUUAUAAUUUCCCGAAUCUUAACAAUCUGUCUGUAUUAUUCGGUGGAAGACCACAGAGGAAAUAUCAAGGUCAUUUUUGAUCUCUUUUACUUAUAUUCAAAGAAUUUCUAACUUGGAAAAGAAAUUAAUUAAAAUCUAGGAAAACUAAAUAAAAUCUCUAAAUUUUUGUCGAAACAGUGGAAUGAAAAAUAAAAAAAGUCUUGUUUUUUUUUCAACGACGUUUCGAUCCAGCGACGUUUUAAUUAUAUUAUUAAUAUUUAAUUAAUAAUUUAAUAUUAUUAAUUUGAUGUGACAUAUUAUAAUUUCUUUGGUAUUUUUCUGCAUUUUUUUAUGAAUCUUUUUUUUUACGUUAAUUUUCUAUUUAAAAAAAAUUAUCGAUCUGGGAAAUAAUUUUCCAACUCUGAUGUGAACAAAAACGUAGUGUGAAAGUCACAUUAACCACCGAGUAUAAAAAAAAGAGCAUUAAAAUAGAUUUUGAAUUCAAGGGAAAUACACUUGUAUGCUAUGGGGGACCAAAAUGUCCUGAUUUAUGAUUAAACAAAUAAUCAAUAACUUAAAUAGCUUACCAGGCUUACCAUAUAAUGGUGAGUAAAUGAGAAAAUGAUAAUAAAACACUGUACAGACACACAAAAAAAUGUAUUCGUUGAGAAAAAGAAAUGCAAAAAAAAAAUGUUGUAGGAAACAGAAUGAAGAAUUACCUCCCAGAUGUAAUUAAAAAAAAAGAAUAUUAAUGCUAAAUUAUACAAAAGAAUAAAUCACUGUAAAUUGUUUGAUGAAUGAUAUAUACUAUAAAAAAAAUUGAAAAUUAAUCGAGUAAAUGAGACUUUAAGAAGAAUCAAUCGUGUCUCAAACGAAAUAAUUUUUUUUCUCAACGGGAAGACACAGAAAAACCGCCCAAAGUGAGAAAUUUUUCACACUGAAAAGAUUGUAAACUUUUUAUCAAUUCCACCAUGUAUUCAUUGAGAGUCAGAUAAUAAUGCCAAAGUAAAAAUAAUGUAUUAAAAUGGAGUAAAAAAAUGUAAUAGAAAUGAAUCAAAUCGCAAGAAUCAAAUUUCCCAGAUUGUUGAAGGAACUGCGGGGAAAAAAAGGAUUCUCAGCGAGCAUUUUGCAGAGGAACUUAAAUAAAUGGAAGAAUGAGAAAAGGAGCAAGAUGUAAAGUUUUUAUUUGAAACUGAUGCAUAUUUAUGAAUUCUAGUACAAUAAAAUGAAAUAAAAUUAGAAAA
Messenger RNA from Lutzomyia longipalpis, 4706 nucleotides. It is a transcript of the gene smog, whose product is annotated as probable G-protein coupled receptor 158. The transcript has 11 exons. The coding region runs from base 442 to 2586 and encodes 714 amino acids. Gene Ontology annotation, biological process: G protein-coupled receptor signaling pathway. Lineage: Eukaryota; Metazoa; Arthropoda; Insecta; Diptera; Psychodidae. Gene Ontology annotation, molecular function: G protein-coupled receptor activity. Gene Ontology annotation, cellular component: membrane. The record is from RefSeq and is a predicted model, not a curated record.